AUGGAGCCCUCGCCGCUUGCGGAUCACUACACUCGCUACAAGUUGGGCACUGCGAAAAUCAUCAGAUGGCUCAGCCAGCAAGCACAGCGCAUCACCGAGCGGAGCGGCAACGUCAUGAACUUGCCGAGUCCAUUGACAACGAAGACCCUCAUUCGCCUGGCGAAGAUUAUCAGUCUUGCCAAGCCGAAAUCCAAGGUCCCAAUAUCAAUCUUACUGGUCAUCGAAGAUGUAAUCCGAGGUCGCCAGCGCUGCGCGGAUUUCUAUGGACAGCUGGAGGUCAAUACCACGGACGGCAAGUUUACCUCGACGAAUGAGUCUCACCGUCAUUUCAUCUCUGUCCUGGAGGAGGUGAGGACCUUGUUGAAGGCUCUGGAUAUUGAGCAGCCAAAGAACAGCGGCCACUCCACCGGCAGUAACAGCAAGUCCACUGGGAGCAAGCCUGCAGAAUCAGUUAAGAAGAACAUAUUCGAGACCUUGGAGCUCGAAGAACCUUCCGACCGGCUGCAGAAUUUGUCGGUCACGUCGAAGAAAGGCGGCAAGAAAUCAGAGCAGCCACCGAGCACGCCGGAGUUGGAAGAGGACGGAGAGUCCAAGGCUGCUAUGUCUGUCUGGUGUAUGUUCGAAGACAUUCGAGAGAUCCGAAACCAUCUGCAAUCCGUUUGGCGUGACUUUUACGACGGCAAAAUCUCAUUCCUGGCCGCAGUUGAGCUGACCCAAACUGCGUUCAUUUUUAUGGAGCACAUCACUUGGGGUCUUGAGCCAAUCGACAACGGACCAGAGAUUUCCUACGACGAGAUAUCCGAUUUUCUCGGCAUUGAGACAACCAUGGGCCGCCGCGGCACUGUCACACUGUUCAUGAACAAAACCAACAUCCGCGCCACAAGCGAUGCAGCUGAGCUACUCUGCAUCUCUGCCUGGACCGUCCUUCAAGACUUCAGAACAUGCAUCAUGGCGGUGCACAAUCCCAAAUACAGCAAUGUCCGCUACAACCGCCAGCCGUUCGCCGAUGCUCUGCGUCAAUGCGAGCCGAUCCUGCGUCACAUGGCAACGGUACUUGGCGAUGAACCUUACAACGGAGACGUGAAAGGAUUUUGGCUCGACUCUUUCACCGACGACCUGCUCCAGAUGUGUCGUGGAGGAGGGCCGAUUCCAAUUCGCACUGUAGCACAGUGUCAGGUGAUAGUGGAUGCUUUGCCUGCACUCGCUGGUCAGAUUCAUCUUGGCGAUGAGAUUGUCCGGGAAUCCCUUGACCGGAGCUCCUACGAAACUCGAUACAAGGGUUACGAGCGCAUGGCUGAACGCCUCGGAGAUCAGCAUGCUCGAGAGAUCUUUGCAGCGGGCCGUCAGAAUGGUACCAUUCCAGGAAUGGAUGCCGCUCUUUAUCAAGGACUGGUGGGGACCUACCCGUGGCCAUCGGAUCGAAACCCAGAGGAUUUGCUGAAGCACUUGCCUUUGUUCGCAGGUUUCCGCCUAUGCCAUGUGAGAGUCGGUCAUUGCAUCUCGUCGAUCAAUUCAUCUGAAGGCGAAAGUGGUGAAGUCGACCAUGCAGCUGUACUGGGCUUGGCUUAUCUCUAUCGGGCAGCUCGACGUAUUGACUUGCUCCAGGGUGAAUGGGCUGACAUGGAAACUCUGAUAGCCAGUCAAAAUAUGGCUGGACUCUACGUACGCGAGGCCGACAGCCUUGCCGGCUAUGCCCGGCAUUUUGACCUGUCCAUCGGAGUGCCUGCCAGCGCCUUUGCUCGAAACGCUGCUCUUCGACCUGGACUGCCUGGGAAGUCCACCAUUGCCACUAAACUGAAGAGAUUGCAGUCUCCAUCAGCGUUUGCACGACGUCUGGCUCAUGGCGCAGAUCUGGUGGCCAGUGGAUUGAAUGGCUACAGUGCGUUCUAUGCUUCGUUGUACAAAGAUGCUGAGACCAUGAAGAAGGCACCAGUGACCCAUCUAACAUCAGUCGAAUUGUUGCAGACAAUCCAGCAGAGCAUGGAAGCUGACGAAGUCUACCUGAAGUUCGAUUACUGGGCCUUCAGUAUGCGUUGCAAAGCUAUCUUCGAUAAUCUGCGCAAGCGCGAAGCAGGUCAACUGAAGAAGCUCUUCGGCAAAAAGAUCCCCGAUGUCGUGGAAUUGACCCACACAAUACUGUGGCAAGCGGCAGACACGCCUCUUAACAGUCGUCCGCGUGAGAGGCCCCUCCUCGCCGGAAUCGCUGAACAUGUUGGCAAUGUGUCCGUUCACGAUGGCUGCUCGUUCCUGUCCGUGGCCCAGCACGGAACCACUGGGCACAUCAAAGAGGAAGACAAGCCCUCUAGCAAGUACAAAUGGGGUGGCGAGCAGCAAGUCAAUCCCUAUGGCACGAAGCAAGAUCGCCCUGAAACGCAUCGCGAGGUCCUGGAGGAAGUGGUUGAUGCAGAGCGAAACCGCAUCCUGAAUGCUACUUGCGCGAAGUUUCGGGAGCUCGAGAACGCUGGAAUUACCACUGAGAAACGCUUAGCAUUGACGCGCGCCUGGGCAGACGAGGAGUUCGUCAAGGCUAAGCUGCCGUUCCUCAUCAACAAGAUGGAUUUCCUGGAGGAGUUUCAAAAUAUCGUCAUCACCACGAAGGUCACAGGAGACCCGGUGUUCGCAUUGCUUGCGGAAAUCAUGGGCGAUCCGUUCUGGUUGUUGGGUGGAAACGGACCGGAACCCUCUGCUCGCUCUGGAGCAGAGGAAUGA
Molecule: messenger RNA, 2709 nt
Organism: Cercospora beticola
Lineage: Eukaryota; Fungi; Ascomycota; Dothideomycetes; Mycosphaerellales; Mycosphaerellaceae
Source: RefSeq, a predicted model, not a curated record